Molecule: messenger RNA, 2179 nt
Organism: Aedes aegypti (yellow fever mosquito)
Lineage: Eukaryota; Metazoa; Arthropoda; Insecta; Diptera; Culicidae
Product: acetylcholinesterase
Exons: 4
Coding region: 238-1965 (575 amino acids)
Source: RefSeq, a predicted model, not a curated record
UUUGGAUGUAACGCCGGGAAAAACAAGAGGUAGCAGCUGAUGGACUAGCCCAACAACAAUCGCGUGAUGCAACCGCUGGAUGUUUAUGCAACAAGUAGUGCAGAUUUACUAGGAACUAUCAGUUUAAUCUCAAUGGACUUUUCCUCAUUGAUAAGCUUCUCGCCGUUCAUGAAUGAUGAAUCUUUCCACUAAUCCAGUCUUAUUGGAUCCUGCAUGGCAAUAGCCCCUUUAUAAACCAUGUUAAUCCAACUGUUAUUGUUGAUAUCCCUCAGCACCGAGCUAACUCGAGCAUCCAAUCCCUGCGUCGUUCAGCUUAACGCCAAUAGCACAGGCAUCGGCAUCCUAAACGAAACCUUCACAGGUACAGAACACUGCGUCUAUCUGGGAGUUCGCUACGCCCUGGCACCUACCGGAACCAGACGAUUUCAGAAUCCCGAACUCUAUUUCCCGAACGGGUCGCAGAACUACACCGCGUUCGGCCAUAUCUGUCCACAAUGGGACGACAUGAACCAUUGGGGAAAGCUACUGGGCGAUGAGGAUUGCUUGUUCAUGAACAUCUACGUUCCAAGGUCAUUAAAAUUAAGUCAGGAUCAACGUCCACGUUACCCCGUUCUAGUUUACGUCCACGGAGGAUCAUUCGUCAUUGGAUCCGGUCAAAUUUUCGCCACUCACGGAGUUGAUCUUCUCAUGGAUAGUGGAGUGUUGAUUGUUGCAAUCAACUACCGUCUGUCCGCUUUGGGAUUUCUGCGGAUACCCGAAUGGAACGUGACCGGUAACUUCGGUUUGAAGGAUCAACGCGCAGCCCUGCAGUGGAUCCAACAGAACAUCGCAGCCUUUGGCGGAGAUCCCGAUUGUGUGACUCUCAUGGGACACAGUGCGGGAGCUGCAGCCGCAGCUCACCAUCUCUACUCCGAAGUUUCUAGAGGACUGUUCCACCGGUUAAUCCUCAUAGGUGGAUCCAAUCUGGUACCAUUCGGGUUGAUGUAUGCACAAGAUCGGAAUGUUACCGAGAAAGUCAUGUCAGCGUUCAACGUAACUUCCCUGGAAGAACUUCAGCUGAUCGACUACAGAGUAAUCCACACGAAGUACAUCUUUGAUCACGUCGCAUUCAUGAAUCAAUUCUCGCCGUAUUACAUCCCAGCCGUUGAAGAUCCGACCAACUCGGAGGCCAUCAUCGUCAAAUCACCUCAUGAGUUGGUUAAGAGGAAACCGGCAAGUCGGGUUCCGAUUCUUAUGGGCCUGACUGCCACCGAGUUCGAGAGGAUUCUAUACUAUAGAGAUCAACUCUUCCUCGGGCACAAUUUCCCGGAAGACGGCGAUCAACGACUAGACGAAGCCAGAAUCCUCAAAUUUGUGAAGCAGAGAUUGAAUAACGCCACGGACUUCGCCGCAAUCGGUAAACUGGCAAACAUGGCCAACGUGUACUACCCGACGAAGCGACUACUGAGGCACUUGGUAGAGUUCCAAGGCAAUCUGUCAGUGUACUACUAUCGAUUUGAGUUCGACGGCCGCUUCGGGUACUGCAAGUACGAAUACAGCAAAGCGCUGGUACGGGAACGCUUCUACGGAGCGAUCCACGGGGAUGAUUUGGCGUACGUAUUCUCGCCGUACAUUGUGCGCCAAGCGCUGGCAAACAGAAGCGAGUACCGGAAGGAGUGGAAGGUGCACGAGAGGGUCGUUGAGCUGGUGAGCAACUUCGUGAAGUUCGGGAACCCUACAACUAGAGAAAUGUCGGGAAUAACGUGGCCUGCAUACAACGGGGACAAAUCCAAUCCGAUGUAUUUGAACAUAGACGAAGAACUUGAAGUGCGAGCGGACAAUGACAAACAGGACGAGUACUACCGGUUCUGGGAACCCAUCUACCAGUGUAUUUACUAUGGAGAAUGUGAUUCUCUGGAAUUAAUGACAAAUCAUGUAGAAGAUGGAGAACAUUUAGAGCGGGAAGUUAAAUAUAUGGAAGACUGAUAAACUAACGGAUGUUUGAGACUAAUUACAGGUUGGAUGAGGGACGAAUGACCUUCGGGUUGAAGUCCCCCUCAUCAAACAACAACUAAUUACAGAGCUGGAAGCGACAGAGUGUCCUCAAAAUAGAAACUUUGGAAACCCUAAGCUUGAAAAAGAGACCAGAAGAGACAUAAGGAUUCUUCAGAGAAUUUGAUUAAACAUGUGUUUAAGGAGA